UUUCCUAAUGAUUGAAGCAUUGGAAAGUGUAUAAUCCAUUGGAUCUUUCGUCGUCGACGCCAUUUGUCUGACAUCUCUGCAAAAAGUGCCAGCAAUUUCUUUCGUUUCAAUUUCCUCUGUCCUCGCCGUCUCCGAUCCCAAAACCUGUAACCAUCCUUCUGUCCGGCGAGCCAGGUUUCUGAACAAAAGGAGAUAAAAGAGAAGAGGAAUUCUCCGGCUGUCUCCUUUUUCAUCGCUCUUUCUGGAAUCAUUUGCAAUUUUACUUUCCCCGGCUUUCCACAUCGCCAACAAGCUCCGAUCGGCUGCAGGAGCCGGCGGUUGUUUUGGGGUCUUCCGGCAAUAUUGAAUUUCCUUCGUAUCGUCCAUUUGGAGGGAAGGAAAUGAAUCCGGAUGGUUUUUGUUGCUAGCAGAUAUGGUUAUAUAGAAUUGUAAAAGGAGGCGGAGGCGGAGGACUUUUUGGGAGAGAAUUGUUUUCCACGGGGGAUUGUAAACGAUGCAUUUCUUCCCUUUCAGCUCAAGCUCUAACAAUGAUGGCGGGAGUCGUAUUCCGGUAUAUCUGAAUGUGUAUGAUCUUACCACUGUAAAUAACUACCUCUAUUGGUUCGGGCUUGGGAUCUUCCAUUCGGGUAUCGAAGUCCAUGGGAUGGAGUUUAGUUUUGGAGCACAUGAGUACCCUAGCAGUGGGAUAUUUGAGGUGGAACCACGAAGUUGUCCAGGCUUCAUCUUUCGACGAGCAGUGUUGCUGGGCAACACCAGCUUGUCACGGGAAGAAGUUCAGGCAUUAAUGGAACACCUUUCAUCAGACUACCAUGGUGAUUGUUAUCAUUUGAUUGCCAAGAAUUGCAAUCACUUCACAAGUGAAGCGUGCGUGAGAUUAACUGGAAAGCCAAUUCCAGGAUGGAUAAAUCGGAUGGCUCGGUUAGGUUCCUUCUGCAAUUGUCUACUGCCAGAGAGCAUUAAGGUAGCACCAGUUCGACAUGUACCUGAACACGCCGGAUAUUCUGAUGAUGACGCCUCAGGAUCUAUCAUAUCAUCCGCUUCAUUGGCCAGCGACGAAGAGAAUUCAAAUCACCAUCUGCUGCCCAUACCCAAUGGCGAGGUUGAAUUUAUAAAGGAAAAAGAAAAACCAAUCAGGCUAGCCAAAGAUAUACUGUAGAAGAUGUUUUCUUGUGAGAUAUCUAUUAUUUUUUCUCCCUGUGCCUUCUCUUUCACAUCUAGCAUUGUGUGCUGAUUGCAUCGCCUUUUCGCUCGAGACUUCUGUGAUGCAUCAUUUUUCUGAUUGUUUGUUGUGUUCAUGUAUUGCUUAUUUCACUCUUUGAGAGCUGACAAGUAUGGAUCCUCAUGUAUGCCGCUGGAUGUAUAUAACCAAACCUCCUUUUUCUUUUCUGUUGCUGAUAGGUUUCUGUGAGAUGUAGAGAAACUUAAAGACUCUUUGUUCCCACUCUUGUUUGGUUUGCCACUGGAUGUUUGUAUGAUUUUCCCAUUGAACUCAGGAUCGGUACAGAACCUGAUAAAAAGACGCGGGAGGAGGGAUGAGACCACAUUGAGAAUACAUUUGAUCUGAUAUGAUCUGAUUCGACCCGCUUGUGUUCGUUGUUUGUAAGGGUUUAUAGUCCUACAUCUGUCUGAUUCAAAUAUCGGUUUGUUCCGAUGGGAAUCGAAUUGCAUACAGUACCAUCUAACUCUAGUCUCAGUAACUUGUUCCGGAGGGAAGCUGUCUUUUCCUCUCCAAUACUGGACUUGUCUUCUCCCGUCAUAAUAAAGGUUAUCCCAUUUCUUUAUCAGCAACAGACAAAGAACUAGUCAAGAUCCCUGGUUUCUAACCCAUAAAAGGGGGGAG
Messenger RNA from Linum tenue, 1840 nucleotides. The record is from the annotation of a GenBank genome assembly. Lineage: Eukaryota; Viridiplantae; Streptophyta; Magnoliopsida; Malpighiales; Linaceae.